AUGUCUCCAACACAUGGGGCUCCCACCCAUAAUUACUUCUGUGAUAGCAGCUUUGAAAAUCUCAGUCGGGACAGCGACGCAAGAUGGCAGCCACCACGGGCUCGGACAAUUUAUGAAAACCGAAUAUACAGCCUUAAAAUAGAAUGUGGACCUAAAUACCCAGAAGCACCCCCCUUUGUAAGAUUUGUAACAAAAAUUAAUAUGAAUGGAGUUAAUAGUUCUAAUGGAGUGGUGGACCCAAGAGCCAUAUCAGUGCUAGCAAAGUGGCAGAAUUCAUAUAGCAUCAAAGUUGUUCUGCAAGAGCUGCAGCGCUUAAUGCUGUCUAAAGAGAAUAUGAAACUCCCCCAACCUCCAGAAGGACAGUGUUACAGCAAUUAAUCAAAAGCAACGCCA
This is a messenger RNA of Marmota monax (woodchuck), 393 nucleotides long. RefSeq names its product ubiquitin-conjugating enzyme E2 variant 1-like. Lineage: Eukaryota; Metazoa; Chordata; Mammalia; Rodentia; Sciuridae. The transcript has 2 exons. Gene Ontology annotation, biological process: DNA damage tolerance; protein K63-linked ubiquitination. Gene Ontology annotation, cellular component: nucleus. The record is from RefSeq and is a predicted model, not a curated record. The coding region runs from base 1 to 378 and encodes 125 amino acids.